Molecule: messenger RNA, 987 nt
Organism: Brugia pahangi
Lineage: Eukaryota; Metazoa; Nematoda; Chromadorea; Rhabditida; Onchocercidae
Source: the annotation of a GenBank genome assembly
AUGGCAUACGAUCUCAGAGAACAAAAUUCAUUGUUUACAAACAAAUUACGAUGGCAUCAAAACGGUGAAAUGUAUCCGUUAAGGACGGCUGCUUAUGAUACUUCCUUUAAAGCUUUCAAUAAAAAAGCAUUUGAGGAGGACUAUCAAUUUGCUAUUGUUGCAAUUAGCAAUAUUCCUUCUAUCAUAGACAGUUCAGAAACAUAUCAAAUUGUUAGUGUUAACGAAGUUGGCAUUGUUAUCAUAUGGACAAUAAUUAAUGAAGAGUCAACUCGAAUAAAUGAUCAUGAUCUUGGUUUACGACCUGGUGCACAAUUAAAAAUGGCGCAAACGUCGAUAAUACGACCUGAUAGAAUCCAUUUCAGUAAUUUAAAUUCAUCACGGAAGAUGACUGUUAAUUGUAUGGUAAUAGUACCAAUCAAUCCAGCACAAUUUUUUCUCGGUACAAGUCGUGGCAUUAUUAUCAAUUUCAUUUCAAACAAAGCAAUCAAAUUAAUCGGUCCACGAAUAUAUCGAAAUGAUUUUGAUUUAGCAACAGAGGUGAUAUGUAUUAGUUUUUCUUUGGAAUCAAUCUUCUUUUUGGUUGGAUUCUCGAGUGGUCACAUAUCAUUAUAUGAAAUUUCUAAUGCACAACCGAUUUUAACUUUUGAAUCUCCAAAACAAGCACAGCAAUCAUUGCUACGAGUACUCUUCUCGCCAAGUAAUCCAUCCUUAUUCUACACAAUUCAUAGUCAUGGUUUAUUACUAAUAUGGGAUUUAACCAAAAGUAAGAAACCGGAAUAUAUGGAUGAUUUAAAUUUGAAAGAUGGCUUGGUGAUAACAAAAGCUGAAUUACAAAUCACUUCCUCAAGCAAUUCAUAUACAAAUCUUUUGGCAAUCGGUUUCAGUAACGGAGAAGUACAGUUGCAUGGUUUGGCCAUCAAUCGUGAUAACAGGAAAGGGAAUAAAUCGUUAUCAAAUGUUAUCAAAGCAUAUCAGCUAGAAAUUUAA